This is a messenger RNA of Camelina sativa (false flax), 1972 nucleotides long. The record is from RefSeq and is a predicted model, not a curated record. Lineage: Eukaryota; Viridiplantae; Streptophyta; Magnoliopsida; Brassicales; Brassicaceae.
AGUACCCAACCAACUUUAACAAUAGAAGUAGAAUGGUUUCCCAAAACAAAUCUCCUCCUCUUUGAUUUAUUAUUGUGACAUCAUUAUUCUCCACUUUACACAAUGAAGCUACCACUCUCUCUUCUCUCCAACAUGACUGCAACUUACUUUACAUAAAAAGAAAGAGUAGUAAUUGAAUGAUUUGUUUAAUGUUAGUUGAAUUGGAUCUAUCUCUCUCCCCCUUCAGAUCUCUCCUCCAUUUAAGGCCUUCCCUCAUAUCUCACACUUCCCCACUCCCCAAUUUAAGCAACAAUGUCAAUGUCGUCUCUUUGACUUCAGUUUCACUCUAUCCUCUUUUCACCUUUUCUCUUCUUUCUUUCACCUUCUCAAGUUUUCUUCUGUAGCUUCUUCCCUCAAGUUUCUGAUCAUAGAUUUCAUAUAAAGUUUCGGCCUUUACUAAUACCCGUUCAAUGGAUCCGACUUCAAGAUCCGACCCACGCCGUCAAUUUAAUUAAGAAACUUCCCGACGUUUUUAUCUCUCCGUGGAGCCGAUGAAACGAUCCGUUAGACCACUCUUUAGUGCUCUCCUCUUCGCUUUCUUCGCCGCCACACUCAUUUGCAGAGUGGCGAUUCGCCGGAGCAGCUUCACCUUCGCCUCCGCAAUCGCCGAGCUCGGCAACUCCGGACUCAUGACGACUGAAGAGAUCGUAUUCAACGAGACAUUGCUCGAAUUCGCCGCCAUUGAUCCCGGCGAACUCAAGUUCAAGCAAGAGGUCGAUCUGAUUUCUGAUUACGACAACACUCGGAGAACCCACCGCCGCCAUUUCAGCUCCAUGUCAAGACCGAGCGAACAACAACAACAUCGCCAUGGGAGCAGCAGCAGAGACAUUGCUUCUAAAUUUCCGGUAACGCUUCGUUCCCCUCAGGUUUAUCGUUACUGGUCAGAGUUCAAGAGAAAUUUACAACUUUGGUCUCGUAGAAGAAGAGCUUAUGAACCUAACGUCAUGUUAGAUUUGAUCAGAUUAGUCAAGGUUCCGAUUGAUUCACACAACGGUGUAAGUGGUAUAAGAUACUCAUCUUGUGCAGUGGUUGGUAAUAGUGGAACAUUGCUGAUUAGCCAAUACGGUGAUCUCAUUGAUAAACAUGAGAUUGUGAUUCGGUUGAACAAUGCGAAAACAGAGAGGUUUGAGAAAAAGGUCGGAUCAAAAACGAACAUAUCAUUCAUAAAUAGUAACAUUUUGCAUCAGUGUGGGAGAAGGCAGAGUUGUUACUGUCAUCCUUAUGGCGAAACUGUUCCCAUUGUGAUGUACAUUUGCCAACCGAUUCACGUUUUGGAUUAUACUGUUUGCAAACCAUCGCAUAGAGCUCCUCUGAUUAUCACUGAUCCGAGAUUCGAUGUCUUGUGUGGUAGAAUCGUUAAGUAUUACUCGGUCAAGAAGUUCUUGGAAGAGAAGAAAGCGGAAGGGUUUGUUGAUUGGAGUAAAAACCAUGAAGGGUCGUUGUUUCAUUACUCGUCAGGUAUGCAGGCUGUGAUGCUUGCGGUGGGAGUUUGUGAGAAAGUUAGUGUUUUCGGGUUUGGGAAGUUGAAUUCAACCAAGCAUCAUUACCAUACUAAUCAGAAGGCUGAGUUAAAGCUUCAUGACUAUGAAGCAGAGUAUAGAUUGUAUCGCGACUUGGAAAACAAUCCUAGGGCUAUCCCGUUCUUGCCUAAAGAGUUCAAGAUCCCUUUGGUAAAAGUUUACCAUUGAAAAAAAUACAUAUAUACCAUCAAAGAGUUUUGUCAGAGAGUUGUGUUAUUGUUUGUUUCAAGCGAAGAAGCUUGUUGGCAAGAGUUUUGCACUGUCGUUUUGUUCCCAAGUCCCAAAGAUUUUGUUUGAGAUUGGGGGGUGGAGACUAACACUUUCCCUAAAAUGGUAAGGAGUGAGUGCUUUUUACAGAUUUUUUAGAUUUGUGGUGUCACACACAUAUUGAAAUAUAUGGUAAAUUUUGGCGA